Molecule: messenger RNA, 1758 nt
Organism: Drechmeria coniospora
Lineage: Eukaryota; Fungi; Ascomycota; Sordariomycetes; Hypocreales; Ophiocordycipitaceae
Exons: 1
Coding region: 1-1758 (585 amino acids)
Source: RefSeq, a predicted model, not a curated record
AUGGCUAUCUCUGUCCAUGGUCCACCCGUUGUUCGAACGAGCUCUUCCUUCGCAGGGCGAGAGAGGUAUGAAAGCGGCGAGAACGGUGCUCCGGCCUCGAAGAGUCAGGCAUCAGCCAUGACUUUCGGUCAGCAUACAGGCCCACAGUCACCGACGGAAGCGGCUUCCCUUCAUCCCAGACCGCAGUCGCCACCGCUUGCGAGGAUCGAGGAGCCACACACUUCGGGCAGCUGCAUGGACGAGCCUCGCUGCAUGUUUGUCGCCAACUGCGAUACCGGCUCUCAGUUACGAAAGGCCAUAUCCCACCUGUUCGGUCGCAACAAGUCGUGCACGCUCAAGAUCCCCAAGGAGGUAUGGGUGUAUUACUGUAGGAAACACUACCAGAGGAUUCGAUACCGCAACGCCAGGACGUACCCGAGCAAUCAAAUGGAGCUCGUGAAAGUACAGAUCGUUAGACUGCAGACAUGGAGCGAGACCAACAAGUUGAAAGGGAAGGGACCUUUUAUCAGGCAAUGGACCUUGUCUCUCCGGAAACGCGAGCAGAGCCGCCUCGAAAACGGAAAGGGUGCACAAGCACUGAACGAUGGCCAUGACGACCACUCCAUAGGUCAGGGAGGCAGCGCAGUCCCUGUCUGGCUCAUUCAACUGGUCGGUGACGGUUACACGACCAACAAGAUGCUUGAUAUUGCCGAACGUCUUCACAAAGAGAUUGCUGCAGGCAGCUUGAGCCAAGUUCCCGAAAUUGAGUUUCUCCCUGACAUUGUCGACGACGAAGCGGGAGGCUUGCCAAAACCUGCACGAAAUCGCAGACAGAACUCUGCCAACGGUGCGCUAAAAACGCCGAAGCGUAAAGCUCCCGAGCUUCCGGAUCUCACGAGGCGGGCCUCCCACAGCGUCGUGUUCCCAGAUAGAAGGGAAGAAGUCGAUGAAGACGGCACUGAUCUCGUCAGCCCCUUCGGUAAACGCGCCCGGAUAGAGGGGACGAACGACACACAGUAUCACCAUCAGCCUUCCGGUGGAACAUUUGCGCGCUCUGAACAGGCCUACGUGCUGCCCGCUUACGGUGGAGAGAGCUCUGUUCCACCCCGGGCACCGAAUAUCGUACCUAAGAUGCGACCGCUCGAGUACAACCAGAGUUAUGUUCAAGCAGGAUACGUUCAGUCGCGUAUGGGGCAAUACCCUCUUCCAUUCCACACUGGACAAUCCGACAGCGCGUACUACAAUGGCGCCCAAGCCGCCUACGCGCAGAAUGCGGCUCGCUUCGUCGAUGGACACGGAAGCAUCGAUUCCCAGUUGACUCUUCCUUCCAUCAGUUCCCGCAUGUCCAACGGAGUUGGACUGCACCACUCCCCGCUACCGAGUCAAGCACCUGGUGCCACUCGACAACCACACCAGCGAUCUGCCAGUGCUUACACUCCAGCCAGUCGGCAUGUACUGGCCACGACGCGUCCCUCUAGUUCAGGGAACGGUAUUCAAACAGCGCCGGGCCAGCUGACAGUUAAGGAGAGCGGGGGGGUCGUCUACGAAGUGGAAACGCAAAGCGGCCAGGCUCUUGCCGAAGAGCAGUGGGCGACGCAGCCGUACAAUCACGUUCAAGGCUGGACGCAGGAUUAUAGUCAAGCGUUUGCAUUACAGCAUCAUACUUACCAUCAGUCGGCCGAAUGUAGCCAAUCCCCUCGUCUGGACGAGGUGAGCCCACGGUCCAAGUCGACGAUCAAGGUGCACCCCGCAUUCAACGGAGGCGACGACGGUGCAUGA